Messenger RNA from Mercenaria mercenaria, 9113 nucleotides. Its product is annotated as F-BAR and double SH3 domains protein 2-like. Gene Ontology annotation, biological process: regulation of actin filament polymerization; neuromuscular synaptic transmission. Gene Ontology annotation, molecular function: protein binding. NCBI's taxonomy places the organism in Eukaryota, Metazoa, Mollusca, Bivalvia, Venerida, Veneridae. The record is from RefSeq and is a predicted model, not a curated record. Gene Ontology annotation, cellular component: recycling endosome; neuromuscular junction. The transcript is spliced from 23 exons. Bases 95 to 2554 code for a protein of 819 amino acids.
AUUGGAUUUAACGAGGGAGUUCAUUGGAAUAGCCGUGUUAUGAUUUGUCAAUGGUGGAUUACAUGUAAUUUUACUCUGGAUACAAUUGCAAAAUAUGCCUCAGCCACCACCUAGAAAGGUGAAACCCAGUGCUCAGUUGAAAACACUGCACACUGAACAACUGUCAAAACUUCAAGCAAAGCAUCAACAAGAAUGUGACUUACUAGAAGAUAUAAGAACAUUUUCAAGACAGAGAUCUGUUCUAGAGAAAGAAUAUGCCCAGGGUUUACUUAAGUUAACAGGGCAGUUGCUGAAGAGAGAUUUUCAGGCUAUGCCAGAUCUGUCAACAGAAGAUGGUAGAGAACAUAGCUUUGGAAAGGGAAGAACUGCUAUGGCAGUAUGGAGAGUAAUUCUGGAAGAGACAGAUGUUUUAGCAAAGAAGAGGCUGCAAGCAGCAGAAACCUAUCUCGAGAAAAUAGCAGAGCCAAUAAAACCGCUCAAAACUAACAAACAACAGUGCAUGAAAAAGGUGUUGCCACAGAUGACUACAAUCCAAGGAGAGGUAGGUCAGACUAUAAUAGAGAUGUGUAAAACACAGAAGACGUACAACAUUGAUGAAACUCAAGCUUAUGAUGCCAGGGCAAAAGCCAAAGAUGCUGAAGAAAAAUUGAAUAGGAAGUCCAAAGGGAUAUUUCAGUCAUUAGCUAGUCUACAAAAAAACUAUGCAAAGUUAAAAACACGCAUGGAGUCUUGCGAAUCAAAGUCUGUAGACUCAAGAAAUGAAUAUUUACUAUGCAUGGCGGCGGCCAACGCACAUCAAGUUAGAUAUUUCACCACAGAUCUUCCACAUUUGAUGGAGGUUUUAGAUGGUGAGAUAUUUGAGCGUAUUCAGGAGUAUUUUGCCAUAUAUGGUAAUACAGCCCAGGAAAUUAGUUGUUAUGAGAACAGAUGUUGUAACAGAAUUGUAGAACAGACUGCAAUGAUAAAUCGUAAUUUUGACCUCAAGUGUUUCUUAUAUAGUAACCAUGUAUUUACGGACCUCGUGCAAUAUGAAUUUGACCCCUGCUUGCAGGAUAAGUGCAAUAAAAUCUCAAAGGACUACAGUGCUGCCCAUCAUCUAGAUAAAGAAGCCAGAAAAUGGGCUACCAAAAUUGCCAAAGAAAACAAAGCCAUAAAGGAGUAUCAGAAAGCUUUGAAAGCAAUAAGCAGCGGAGAUAAGGUUUCCGAUUCAGGAUCCUCUGAAGCAGUAUCACAAGAUCCCGAGGUAAAAACAGAGGAACUACUACAAAAUAUCAGACAAUCAGAGACUGCAAGAGCAAAAGCUGAAGCAAGAAUAGAAGCUCUCAGGCAAGCUGGAGUGAAUGUUGAUGACUGGUUAUCGAGUGCUAAUGGAGAAAGUCUCGGACUUGACGAGGAAUUUGACCUUCCAAGGACCCCUAGUCGUACUUCAAUCAAAACGGACAGCUCAGGGCAUACAGAUGACCAGGAGCCAACAUAUACACACUAUGAUGAAGAUGAUGAUUUUCUGGAUGAAACAUUUGAUGUAACCGUUGGAGACUUCUCAUUGAAGAGUAACUCUAGUCAAUACCCUAUCAAAUGCAGAUCCAUUUAUGACUUCCAUGCAGGAAAUGCGGAUGAACUUGACAUGGCAGAAAAUGAAGAGUUAGAGAUUAUUGCUAAUGGUGACGGAGAUGGCUGGGUCAGGGCAAAGAAUUCUGCGGGUUUAAUAGGGUUUAUACCGGAGAACUAUAUCGUGUUUGUUGAUGAUAACAACACAACCGUACAGAAUGUUGAUGCUGUCGACAAUAACUACAUUGAGGGUGAAGUACACAAUAGUGUUGAAGAGCCAGAUCUUAGCUCUCCUCCACCCCCUAUGACCCCUGUGACCCCUACUAGCCCCGCCUCCAUUCCUACCAUAGAGGAACCAGAUGAUUUUCCUCCGCCUCCUCCAGAAACACAGGAAGUGACAUCAUACUCCUCAGGUGACAUUGAAGUACAGCAGACGACAAAUUCAAUGGACAAUAUGCACCUUCCUCUUGAUGAUGGCUGCUAUGUCCGAGCCUUGUAUGAUUACGAAGGAGCAUCACAGGAAGAGCUCUCCUUUGCUGAAGGUACAAUUAUCAAGAUUGUUCGGAAGGAUGAAAAUGGCAUUGAUGAUGGGUUCUGGGAAGGGGAGGUAAAUGGAAUAGUUGGUGUAUUUCCCUCCCUUGUUGUAGAGGAACUGGCAUCUGCUGGAACACCACAGGAUUUCCCCUCCCCUCUACAGUCGCCCCCAGACUACAUGCCCCCACCCCCAGUCAUGAUCACCGCAGCCACACCAGAAUCAGAGCACCCACCAUCACCGCUAACACCAAGUACUCCCAUAGCAAACGGAACAGUACACGGACAGACAGACGAAAAUGAAAGUGUUGUUGUUGAACAGCAUCGCAAGAAAGUGAGAUUUGGCAUGAAAAAUUACUACAACCGUAACCAAGUUGACAGUUACCAUGACGAUGCAUUCUACAAUCAACAUGACAUCAUUGUUGAUGAAUACGAUUCAAGAUUUGAUGAUGAUCGUGAAGAAUCUUUCGUCUGAUGUGUUCAUUUCUUUUGAUAAUUUUUCAUGAAGUUGGCAAUCUCAAAAACUGUGAUCGUAAAAGGAGGUGGUGGUUUGACAGUCAAAGCUGUGUUAGCAGACACCUUUGUUAUGAAGCUUUUUGUUUUAAAAGCAGCAACAUUUUCAUGUUGUCUUUUUCACAUAUAAUUUAAUUUAUUUGUUUUUAACAGCCACCUGUCCUGUUAUUAGAGUCCUGGUUUAAUUGCUCGUUUUAGUGGCUGCUUAAAAUAGGUUAGAAUGUAAACUUAAAGCAUGAAGCUUUACCAGUAAUUGGAAUGGUUACUGUUAAAAGCUGUUUAUUGCAUUUUGCAUAUUUAUUUUAAGUUUAUGUCUGAGGCAUUGUAGAUUAACCCUUACCAUGCUAAAUUUCUAUAAUGAACUUGUCCAUCUUUGAAUUUGGACAGUACCAUUAACUAUUAAAAGGGGUGCUUAUCAAAAAGAUACUGACUGAAUAGUGAACAUUGAAGAUCAUGAUCAGACUGCAUGGAUGUGCAGGCAGAUCAUGAUCUACACUGGUCGCAAAGGUAGAAUCAAUCAUGUCCAGCAUGAUAAGGGUUAAAAAAGCAUCAUUUUCAUAUGUAAUAUCUGAAGUUAGAGUUUUGAAACUGUCUAAUAUACAUAAAAAUAGCACAACAUCUUUUGAUAUUUGUUUCCUAGACAAUCAUGUUAGAUUUUUUUUAGCUUGUAAAGCCUAUUGUUCUUGUAUUUUGUGCUAUAACUUUAUAAUAAAAAAACAUUUUUUUUUUCAUAGAUUGCAUAAUAAAAAUUGAGACCAAGAUAUUUUAUAAGUAAGGGACCAUUGUAUUUUUAUAGCACAAUUUAUUGGUUAUAAUAAUUAUAUACUAUUUUAAUAAAUGUUUGGCAAAUCCUGACCAAAAAUAUUUUGCAUAAUUUAAUCAGGAAAAUAUUUAAUAUUUAAUGAAGAAAUUUCAGUUUAAAAGUUUUAGUUAGUUUUAGUAUAGAGUUGUAAAAUUCUAUUUAGAAGUUUUAUGAAAGAAUAGAUUUUGUUACAUUCUAUACCUGUUCUACACAAGUACAUUUUAUAAGAAUAAAUGUGAAUAUCCUGGGCAUUGCUUGUUGACUGAGUAGCAUCAUGUAAAAUUAUUGUUUGUAUCAGUAAUAUACACCUGACUUUUGACAAUAAUUACCCCAAAGACAUUUUUGACAUGCUCAUAUUGAAAGAAAUCCAUUUAAUGGAAUACUGAUUGAUGGUGAUUGAUGUUACACUUCUAGUUGAUUUAACCCUCACCCUGCUAAAUUUCUAUAAUGAACUUGUCCGUCUUUCAAUUUUGGACAGUACCAUUAACUGUUAAAAGGGGUGUUUACCAAAAAGAUACUGACUGAAUGGCGACCAGUGCAGAUCAUGAUCUACAUUGGUCGCAAAGGCAGAACCAGUCGUAUCCAGCAUGAUAAGGGUUAGGUACUGUUCAUAGAAUUAGAUUCUGCAUGCUCCUGUAGAAAACAGAGCAGUCACUGACUGACACAAGACCUGACUACAAGGUUAUACAACAGAGCAUGGAAUCCAGUCUCAGAAUACAAUCUCUCCAUUGGUCCAUUUCAAAUUGUUUACCAAAAUCAACCAAUCAAAUGCUAGAGUAUCCAGACUGGUUUCCAAACUCUGUUUCAUAACUUUGAGCCAUGAAUUUAGUCCGUUCUAUAUCUGUUUAGACACAAGCCAUAAUAUUGUGAAGAUAUUUAUGUAAAUAUGUAUUUAGACUCAAAUCAUUGUAUUUAUAGUUUAGUAAUUUUGUACAGUUAUGUUUACAUUGCACAUUUAGUCAGUUUUAUGGCUAGAAAAUAAUUCCUUUGUACAGAAUGUACAAUAAAAAGUAUAUGAAUUCAUCCCACAUUAGGUAUUGUUAGCAAGUGGUGUUGUUUUUGGACGUCCAUUGUGUUUAUAGAUUUGUAUUGUCAUGACUGCCAAAAUCAUUUUGUACAUUUAGAAUUGACAUAAUUUUACAAGAAGUGGCUGUCAAGUCAUUACUCGCUCACCUAAUGUUUGCUUUAAUAACCUGAAUAUGGGAGAAAUGGAAUCAGUGGACUGUGGGCCUAAAUAAUUCAGGAGGUUAGGAAUGUACAAAUAUUAUGCAUUUUUGGUUAUCAGACAGCAAUCUAAAACUGUAAUAUCAGAUUUUUUCAUGUGAUCAAAAUGUCGUGAUUCCUCCUAUAAAAAAUUGUCCUGCAUUUCCGGAAAUUCCUCAUUCUUCCGGUAAUGGAUGAUCUUCAGUGGAGAGGUAACACACGAUCUGUUUUGGAAAAUAUAGCUUUAAACUGCAUUUUAUGUAAUAACUUUGCUUCUUAAGGAAGCGGACCUGUAUUCAUUGCAUACAAUUUUGGCAUUUUCCUACAGGACCUGGUAUCGAAAUCCAUGCAUUUAUGACCAAAGAAGAAAUCUCAAUUUGGACAUGGGGAAUGCAUAAUUGCACAGAAAUUGCCGAGUAUCUGUUAAUAGUCCUCUUCUUUGAUCAGCGAAUUAAUAGACAAAAAAAAUUGUUUGUAUAUUCAUGACCAGAACAUUGUAUCUGGUGGGCAUUUUAAGAUAUUCUUUUAGAAGCAAUUUGUGGAAGUCAUCCAUUUUACCAAAUUUGUAUCUGUCCAACAGGGUUUUCGGAUAUUUUAAAUGUUAAAGAUGUACUAGUGUUAUAAACGUUGUGCUAAAAUAGAGAACAUAUAGAAUGCCAUACUUAAAACCUCUAGUCAUUGAUGUGUCAGUGUUGUGUUAGAAGAUGAAACUGUGUGUUUUUCAUACUACUGUGAAAUCAUUUAAUUUCGUUGGCAUGAAAUUUCUUGGUUUUGCCAAGAAAGUCUAUUUCACUGGAAUAUGACUGGAUUUUCACCUGUCAAGAUUGGAGUUUUGCUUGUUCAAUGGGACUUAAUUUCUUGGAUUGACACAGUCAUGAAUUCUAUGAAAAUUAGCCCCCCAUGAAUAUAAAUGAUUUUACUGUAACCAUUUUUUAUCAUUGUUCAAACUACCACAAAUCACAAUACAUGAUUAUGUUUACUGUAUCAUAGAUAUGUUUUAUGUAUUUUUACGGUAGCAGUAUAAAACAAUAGCAGUGUUACGUUUUCAAAAAUAUGUCCAGUCACAAAUGAAAUUUUCUUUUUGGGCCCCAAAAGUGAGGUAUUAUUAUACAGUAAUUGCAAUAUUUGUAAGUUACUAUUUGUCUCAUCUAUAACUUUAGUUGAAAAUAACACAAAGGUUUAAUAUGAUGAGGCUUGUUUGAGCCUGGUCUGUACUGUGCAGGCCGAAGGCAAGGAGUCUUACAUUAACCCUGUAACAGUCGGGGCAUUUGUGUUUCUUAAACUCAUUCUUCUUGUUCCUUCUUGAAUUAAUGGAUAUUUAUUUUAUGUUGCAUUUAUUAAAUCUAUUAUGAGACCUAUAAACUUACCAUUUUAGUUGAGUUUUACCUCUACUGGCACUGAAAGGAAAAUAUUGGGGUAUCUUGUAGAAGUCAUACUCUUUUCACAAUGUACAGUUCAACCAUAGAAAGAUUUUGUUUUAUAUACACAGUUAUUAUAUUGUUGUACAGUGUUUUAUAUGUGCUGAUGUGUCAAGGGGACCUGGCAUUAUCACGUUAGUUUAUCUAUGCAUAGAUUUUAAAUCAUUCCAUAUUAAUAAACUGUAGAAACGAAGAAUUUUACCUUAUGUUUAUGUUUACUGCAAAUUUAUGUCUUAUAUUAAUGUUUACCAGUGUCUAUGUUUACCUGUGUUUAUGUUUACAGUCUUAAAGAUCUGUUUUUGUUUUCUACGUAAAAUUUUAUGUUACCUUGAUCUAUUGUAUAUGUUGUAGAAAGUUUUGUAUAGGAAUAUAGAUGUUAUAAAUAGAUAUUUCAUGUGCGAUAUUAUUUUAAGGUCUGUUUAAUCUAAGUGUAUUUUGAUAUUAAGUUGGCAGCCUGGUUCAUGAUAAUGUAAGCCAAAGCUUUUAUUUUUUUAUAUAAAAUUUUAAUAAUCUCUUAAAUUAAUCACAGCUCUUGAUGUACAAGACUUUUCUAUUUGAACCAAUUAAGGAAUCAAAAGUUGUGAAUAAAAUGGUCCAUUGCCUGAUUGUUAUUGAAAGUUUUUGUCGUUAACUAAGUUUUUUGUCAGCGAAACUAUCAGUAUAUAUUGAUGUAUAUGUAAAAUUUCACAAAGAAAACCAUUAGUCAUGGGCAUUAAGUUCAAAGUCAGCAAAAUUAAUGUUUCAACUUAUUUUGAACCAUUUUUUUGUAAUAUUAAUACAUCUCAUUUUAACCAUGGUUAAGAAAAGAUCCAGCUAUUUUUGUACCAAUAAACAGAAAUUUUGACCGAUUCCAAACUUACGUUAACAUUUUCGUCUAAGUAGGUCUGCAAUGUUGUAAAGUAGGAGUAAAAUGGCAGUGUUUCAUUAUGAUUACACUUAUUUUCAUUUAUCACAAGGAAUGAACUUUGUAUACAAUCUAGACUUUAUAUAAAUUUUAAACCAAGUUUUAUAUUUAAUGUUCAUGGUUAUUUGGAAGUUUAAAAGCAUUGGCACCUUUAUAAAACACUUAUAUUUUGUCACUGCUACUAAUUAUGUAUCAGAUCUGAGUGAGUGAGUGAGUUGGGUUUUACGGCGAAUCGACACAAAAUGGUCAUAUAUCGCCGAAUAACAGAUCUGAACACUUAUAUAGUGUAUUAAUCAGAAAAGGAAUCUUUAUCUGACCUAUUUUGUAUAAACAGAUCUGUCCGGAUGUGUUCAUGAUAUGCUUUUGAAAUAUUAUUACAUUCAGUACAACUUCUCUGUAGUGGACAUUGGUGGAGAAGACUAAAAUGUAUUGGGCUUAUUUAUUUUGCACCUUGUCUAUCCAUAAAUAAACCAUUUGGUUUCCAAUUAAUGUUAAGAGAAUGCUUGGGCCUACAGUGGUCAGACUUCUUGGAAUGUUUGCAUGUGGUCAGAAUAUGACAAAUGUUUUUUUUUGGGGGGGGUCAGUAGGGCAAAGGUUAAUGUCACAGUGACCUAGUCUUAAAAUGGUUUCCACUCAGUAAUUGAAGAAACCUUAGGCCUAGUGCCUGCAAACUUGAUAGGAAAAUUUCCUGUGGUAAGAUCAAGGUCACUAUUGAAGGUCAAGUAAAAAUUGAUUCCAGUCCAUAUUAAACUUAAUAUAUAAUUAUUAUGCAUUGAUGGAUCAUCUUAGUGAUAUACAGAAAUGUUCCCCAUGACGAGACAGUGUGUCAAUACAUGACCUAUGCUUUUCGGUCAAGGUCACUGUUGAACGCUUUCCACCUGUAGGGGACUUCUGUAUUGCCACUGCAAUACUGGGUCACUUGUUCUUCAUUAAAAUUGCUAGACAGGAAUAAAAGAUGGACGUUACAUGUAGAGAAUUUUUACACACUUAUAUGCACACAUUUAUUGAUAUCUUGAGGCAUUGUGGUCCAAAUAUUUGGAAUCCUAUUGUUUAUAUAUUUCACUUUUUAAUUUAAAAGCAAUAUUAACAAUAUGAUUCCAAAUAUUUUAUAUAUUAAUAAUAGUUUUAAAAAUUCCUUUACAUCAUGUGUAAUACACAUAAUUGAGCCGUGCCAUGAGAAAACCAACAUAGUGGGUUUGCGACCAGCAUGGAUCCAGACCAGCUUGCGCAUCCGCGCAGUCUUGUCAGGAUCCAUGCUGUUCUCUAAAGGUUUCUUUAAUUGCAAUAGGCUUUGAAAGCGAACAGCAUGGAUCCUGACCAGACUGCACGGAUGCGCAGGCUGGUCUGGAUCCAUGCUGGUCGCAAACCCACUAUGUUGGUUUUCUCAUGGCACGGCACAUAUUUUGAGGGCUAAGAAUAGAAAUACUAUCUGCAAUCUUUUUCUGUACAUUUUUGUAUUUUGAUAGUCCAUUUUCGCCCUACAUCCUCAGAUAGUCCAUUUUCGCUCUACAUCCUCAAAAAUUGUUUUAAUGUUUGUAUAAUUAUGCCGAUUCUUUACUGUUUGACUUAUAGUUUAGCUAGGAACAUGGUUAAGAAUUUUUAUUUUGGUUGAAAUGUAGAUCUGGUUUAUAUCAUGUGUUCAGUAGACUUGUAAUUGUAGAAUUUUUAAUAAAACAUGUACUAGACUUUAGUGACCAUUGUCUAAAAUAGAGAAACUAAAUAGCCAAAAGUAGUGUAAAAAGUGAAACAAAUAGGCAAACCCUAAACUUAAGACUGUAUUUGAACCAGGCUCAGUUGAAGUAAGGAGAUAAAACACAAUAUAAUCAGACAAACUAAUAAGUAUUGGAGAAUGAAAAUUCUCAAGAAAAUAACUAUCUUUAUUUUAUUGUCAAGGGCUUACAUACCAUUUUAUCAUUUUACUAUACUUUAAGCUGUGAACCUCUCAUUUUCAGAGAAUAAUAUAACUAGAUUGCAACAAAAAGUUUUAUUCAAUUGUUUCGCAUUAGAUCUUUGAGGUUUCUUUUUACGUAUAUAUUGUCAUAGCUUUUAUUUGUAUAGAUACAUGUCAUGUUAUUAUACAUUGUGUAUAUAGACACAUCUGUUAUGUUUUCUCAUAGACAUGUGGUUGUUUUGUUGAAUUUUAUGGCAAUGUUGGUAUUAUUGUGAUAAGCAAAAUAUACACUGAAUAUUUCAA